AUGCAGUACGCCUCUGUGUUGAAGAACUCUACAUUUCUGUCAAACAUUAAUCUCAAAUAUACCUCAAGGUAGGAUAAAAAAAACAUAUUAAAAAUAACUUUGACUGCCUUAAUCAGGUAAAAAGUUGAGAUUUUAUGGCAUUUCCGGGUUAAAGUUGUGUAAUUUCCUGUGGUUUUAGUCAACAUCAAGCAGAGCAGUGGAUUAGCUCUGGUGUUAGCCACACGAGUGUACCCGAAUGUAAUGGCGUUUACUAUGGCUAUGUGCUAUUCGAGACUCAAAUUUUUUCGGUCGCCAUAUCUACUAUUUUCAAAACAUGUCUGUUUCUCACGCAUUUAAAUGAACAUGGUGAUGUCCACCAAGUUGCACCUCUUCAACUAUGGAACAGGUAGGAAUCAACUGAGUUCCUCCGAGAGUUCAGAAGCUGCUUGCCACGCGCAAGCCAAUCAAAUAAAGUAUAUCUACUGAACAGCCAAUAAAAAAGCAGCAUUGCUGUAUCCGGGUAGAUUUUGAUAUCUUACGGUUUGACAACAGAAGAAGACAGACACUCGCCGUAAUAGAGCAGGUUUUUAUAAGGACGAGAUAGACCCGAUGAUUACAGUAAGAGACCUCAACACCUCAUGGCAUAUAAACUCAUAUGAUAAACUAAAGCCCUAUGCUAUUGCUAUUAACAGCUGUAUUGACGGAUUUAGCCUCUGUACAGCCAUUUCCAGCCAUUUUCCCCUCCACAAAAGCAGCAUUUCUCAUAUAUCUCAAAUAUAAGUUCUGAUACUCGUGACAGUGUAAUGCUCAUGUACCAAAAGAUUAAGUAUCUCCAUGUAUGUGAAACCUAUUCUAAAGUACAAUUCAUCUAAAUGCUCCACAGUGCUGAUUUUAACAACUCUCCUUCACAACAGGUAACUUUACGACUUAAUACUGAUAUUAAUGACUUUAUUCUCCCAAAUAAUAACUUUAUUCUUUAAGAUUUAAAAACUUUUUUUUUCUAAUUGUGCCCCUUAUACUCCGUUGUAUUAAGAGAUAAUUAUACUAAUAAUUAUCUUCAAUCACGAAAAAUAACCUCCACUUUACUUCGAGUGAUAUUUAUAUUCCAUUUCCAUACAAUGUGGGCGUGUCUAGUAUCUGAAGUAGUAUCUGAAGUAGCAUGCUACUCGCUCCGGUGGCCAAUUCGUACAUGCUAGAUACUACUUCGACUACUACUUCGACUAUCAUUUGGCAAUUCGGACACAGCUAUAAACUUGUGAACUCGUUCUGCAGAUCGACAUCCUUUACAUUCUAAGGCACUUAUAAUCUACCACUACUGUUGUCUUAUAUUAAUAUAUUGUUUACCAUCCAGCUUACCUGUACACAAUGACAUACAGGUGAACAGGAGCACAUGCUGCAUCUUCUGUCAACUCUCACCAUGUACUAACCAGACUUCUUCUACCGUCAGCUACUGAUGCGUGAAAUACAGAGCGCCCUCUGCUGGCGAAACUCAUAUUAAGCUGGAUUCAAACCAAACAGACAUAACAGUAGUGUUCCUGUAGAAAGUUACCUUUAAGUUACCUUUAGAAAUAAAAAUAAAAUGGGGGGGGCAACUAUUUUUAUUCAUCCAUCUAUAUCAUAGUGCCACAAUUGCAUAUACAAGUUUUGAAUCACUUAGAUUUAACAAAAACAGGCUAAUAAACUGUAUGUGCUGCAUAUUUGUCAGUCAAAUGUAAAUGAAACUAUUGAGAAUGAGAUUUAUGUAAUGAUUGCAAUAAACCCAAUGUGUUUUGAAUAAAUAAUGACAGAUUUAAGUAUCCAUCAUUGAUAACUCCAAUUUUGGCUGCAGCCACACACUCACAUGCAUGUUGUCUAAUUUCUUAUUACACAUGCAAACCAGACUCUGACAUCAUUAGAAACACCUCAAAGAGUUUUGGAUGACAUAAUUCAUGGUCAACGUAAUAUGAAAAAAAAAAUCAAAAUUCAUCCCAGCAAGAUAAAUGCUGAAUUGACAGCAAAUAAAUUCAUUUGAUAGGACCUGUCCUUAGAAGGUUUCAACCAGUGCAAGGGAAGCUUUGAUUCCCUUAAAAUGUCACCCCCCCCAAAAAAAGAAAAAGUGGUGAAAUACGUACGGCUGUGUGUACAUUUCAUUAACUAAAUACGCGCUAGAAAGCCCUCAUCUUUUGUUCAGAAUCAGCUUCUUAUCACACUGUGAUAAGAAGCUGUUAAUCACAGGUAACCGGCACAACUUCGUUCUCAUUCAUCCUCGCAGUGCCUCAGCGCUUUAAACAGCCGGACGCUCAGAGUCUGCUGACUUCAAUGUGGAAGCUCAAAGUGGGUUGUUCCAGCAGCGAAACUAGACGCUCAUUGGAUAAAUGCUGGGCUUUGUCCCGCCCAUCGGACGCUCAGCGUCUCUGGAGUUCUCUGGCGAGAGGGCGGUCCCAACUUUCUGGCGGACGCUGAGCUUCUGCAUCCAUGAUUGGAUGAGCUGUCUGAGGCGAAACCUUUUUUUGAUUGACAGCUAAACAAGCGAAUCAGCAAUCUUGAAGAAUAAAACAUCUACCAGAGCAUUUUCCAAGUUAAUCAUUCUGUUGUUCUUAACUGCUCCGGAGACUUUACCGAUCCUCAGCGACUUUUGUCUUUGUUAAAAACGACUGCCGUUGUGUUUGGCGACUCUUUUCUGUUACAUACAAAUAAACAAACACAAUUAUGAUGUAGGCGAGAAAAAUGAGCUUCCCCUCAUUGAAAGACCAGCAGCCGCCACUGGUGUAAACUGAUAUCAUCCAAUUCAUAGGUGAGGAAAAUAUGCAGCUCUGCUUUCAGUGCAAAUGUGUUUAUUGUAUGAUGCAUGCUUGUAAUGUUGACAUCUUUGAGAUCCAUCUGUUUAUUAUCAAAUAUCAUCAAGUAAUGGGUUUAUUUGAAACUCCUGCCAUAUGGUGAAACGUAAAGUCCGUUAUUUUGCCUCUGUAUUUGUGUACAAUCCUGUGUAUUCAUGCUUAUACUCAGUCAGCAGUGAAAGAGGUUCAGUGACCCUUCUAUAAUACAGCAUGUAUAUUGUACUCACUGUAACUGUGGGGUUUGUAUACAUGGCUAUGAUCUGAAACAUGUUCAACAGUAUUAUCAGAAAACUCAACUCAAACCCUAAUCUGAGCAGUUAUCAUGUUUAGCUCUUAUUGAGACGAUGUAUUUUCUGUCUUUGGCCUAACUUUAUUCCAGUAGUCAAUGGUGGAACAAUUACCUUCACAGCAGUCAUUUUCAGAUCAUUAUUUGCUCUUCUUGUACAUUUUGGACUUUUUUUCAUAAAUAAUGUGCACAGGAGAGGGAGCCCUAUUCUUUUACUCUGCCUGUAUUUUCUUUUCCCUUGUGUGAUUUUUUUUUGUGCUUCAUUUUCAUUUAUCUAAGGGUAAUUAAACAGUUGUUAUGCUCUAAAACUCUUAGGCAAGUGUGUUAUUUGCUAUGCUUAACUUUUCAAAUGAAAUAAACUUACUUAUUUCUACACAGAGUUUAAAUAGCUAAAUAAUAAGUAAAAGUUGAUCAUAAAAGAUUAAUUAUAUGGCAACAAAAGGACUUGGAGUUAGGCUGUAAACUGGAGUAGUUUAAUCCAUCUAUCCUUUAUAAUUUCACCAUUUAUCCUUCACUGGGUUAAUGGGGGGGGGGGUCUAAAAAUCGUUUAUUGUAAGUGACAAAGUGACGCAGUUCUUACAGCAAUCUUAAUUAUCACCAAAGAGCCUUUCUAAAUUUAUAUCACAACAGUGACUGCAAUAAACUACUGUGAAGUUCUUAAACCUUAUCAUCAGGACACCUCUCUUUAUAAUGUAACCUUGUGUCAGUACACAGUAUUUGAUAAGAAGCUGGUCCUUCCUGUAAAGAACUAUGAUUUGGUAUUAGCCUUUAAGUGUUGUUUAGCUAAGAUGUUUAUUUCUAGUUUGAGUUAUAAUAACCAUUAUAGCUAAUUUAACUUUUUGAAUUAACAUUCAUUUAAACUGUAUCUUUGUCUUGAUGUGGAAUUACACAAACUGCCAAACAGAGCCGGGAGUUCCUCCUUCAAACCAGCAGGUCACCUGCAUUCAAAUUCUGGUAUAGUUCAAAGCAAUCCUUCACCCUCAGGGAUGGAGUUAUUGCUAUCCUAUUCAAAACUGCCUGUGUGGUCGAAAGUUAAAUUGUACAGGGAUCAUUUGUGAAAGAUCACCUGAUAUUUACAGGCAUGACUUCAUUUGAUUUGUGUGUAUUUGCCUGUGGCUCUGUCCUGUAUGACUCUGCUCAUACUUCAGAUUGUCCUCCCUGUAAAACUGUCUUUAAAGCUGCAGUGUGUGGUGAUCACCGGUAUUUACAAGAAAUGGAAUACAGCAUUGAUAAGUAUGUUUAAGUUAGUGCUGAUCAAUUGAGAAUAAAAUUGUUUUGCUAACUUCAAACAAGUCCUUCAUAUCAACAUAAGAGUAGGCCCUCUUUUCUCAAAAGAACAUAUAUUAUACACUUCAUAACACCUUGAUGGAGCAAAGGGCCAAUGGAGAUGUACUGCUCUCUUCGCUGCAGGACAAAAAGAUUCAGAAGAUCUUUUGUACCCACAGCCAUCAGACUUAACAAUUCUUCUUUAAACAGUAGACGACUUGAGACGUGACACAUGAGACUACAGACCAUUAAAUUUCCCUUCAGGGAUCAGUAAAGCUCUCAUUCUUCCUAUUCUUCUUGUACUGCCACCUUGCAUCAUCAUGUUUCUACCAUAGCCAAGAACAGACAGCCAAGUAACACAGUGGCCACAAGAAAUGUACCAGUUCUUCUAUACAGUAAGUGGUUGAAAGACAAAGAGAAGAUAUAAUAUACUCAUUCUCUAAAACAUUUUUUGCUAUGGUUGUUGUUUGCCAACUUAAAAAUACUGUAUUAAGUAUGAUACUGCACUGUCUUUGCAGUGACAACACUAUGAGGCUGCAGGGAAGACAUGUUCAACAGUUUGACUCUGUGACCAUUUGAAAAAAGGCAGUCGGAGACUUUCAUUAAUAGGAUAUUAAUCAUGUUUUUACUGUAACAACUUGAUACCAUUGAGCUUGUUUACUAGUUCUUGUCAUCAUUUUUAAGUUUUCACAGUUUUCGUUUUUCUUUUUUUUAUCAAAGGCAGUACAUCCAAUUUCAUAUGAUUUCAGAAACCAGGACAGGAUGUUUAUGUCACCUGAUCAUGGCUUGGAUAUUUGGGUAAAUGUAGUAACACUGUUCUAUUUUGAAUCUAUUGCUAUUGCAGUUUUAGUGUGCUAUUAAAAAAUGUUCCCCUUUUCAGAGUGUUAUCAGUCAUGCAGUGUUUUCAGUCAGAUCAGUCAAACAAAGUGAGUUUUGUAAGUAUUCAUUUCAAUUUUAGGGAAAAAGAAACUUCUAUUUUUUAUACCACUCUGAUUUAUCACAGGAGCAAGUUUACUUGUGAUGAUUGCUGGGCCCUGCAUGUGGCAUUCUGUUGCAGCAGCGUAGAUGAACUUUGCAUACUGAUUUGUGUGUUCUCCACCAAGCAUUAAUAAGUUUCAAUUUAUGACACCUAAUGUACUCUCAAAUUCAUGGAAAUGAAGGGUUUAGCUAUCACCUGUGUCUAUAUGUUAAUAAAAGCAGGGACCAAUUCCCACUACCGUCUGCUGGCUUUAACAAUGAGACAGUAUCUUGCUUGUGUUUGUCUUCUGGGUACUUUUCUUCAUGCUCUGGCUCAAUGUUCUGUCCCAAGCUCAGAGUUUCAGCUGGAUGGAGAUUUUUUGAUAGGUGGGCUUUUUGAUAUCCAUCAUGUCAGUGUCCCUGGUUAUCACGACAGACCAGAAGCUACCGAGUGCUCCAGGUGAGUCUUAGUUUGAUGUUGAUGCCAUGAACUUAUUAACACAAUAUUGAAUGGUUUUAUCCAAUAAAUAGCCUGUUACAUGAUCAAACUGCCCUGCCAAGCAAUGCAUAACUAUGCAUAUUUGGCAGAGUGUCACUAUGUGCAAAAAUUAUGAGCAGCACUAAGAAAACAUAUCAGUAAUUCAUAAUUUUCCAAGCUGCACUAACAAACUGUUCCUUAAUCCUAAACUACUGUUGUCCUGUUUUCUCAGUAAACCCAUCCUUCUUCCAAAUUAUCGGAGGUUUCAGUUGAUGAGAUUCUCUAUAGAACAAAUCAACAACUCUUCCAGCCUGCUGCCUGAUAUAUCCCUUGGCUAUGAGAUGUUUGAUCACUGCUCAGAUACACAAAACUUUCCAGGAAUUUUUAACCUCAUCUCAGUCAACAGACUGAUCCUACCUUGGGCUGAACCUCACAAACAACAAACAAAUGAUUCAGAUGUGUCCAAAGUGAUUGCAGUGGUUGGUCCUUUUACCAGCACUCAGGCCCUGACUGUAGCCCCCUUCUUGAUGACAGACCUCAUUCCUAUGGUGAGAUAAAGAAAAAGUGCUGCAUUAUACAGUCCUUACUUUUUUAUUAAUUUUGAAAUUUUCUCUCAUUUGACAUUGUCACUGAAUUGUUGUUUUUACCUUAUGACAGGUCAACUAUGGAUCCUCAAGUUCAGUCUUCUCAGAAAAAGCCAAAUUCCCCUCUUUCCUACGAACAGUGCAUCCAAACAAAGAUAUCAUGGAAGUGAUUGUCAGUAUUUUGCUACACUUCAACUGGCAUUGGGUUACUUUCUUAUAUAGUGAUGAUGAUUAUGGUAACGAUGGAGUGGCCACGUUCAGGAAAAUGAUCAAAGACACAAAGAUCUGUCUGGCAUACAGCAAAGGUGUCAAUGAUAACACUAGUUAUUACCAGAUAUUCAACCAGAUUGAGGCACUGAAAAUACAUGUUAUUGUUGCUUUUGCUCCAAAGUUGCCUGCUGAAGCUCUCAUUAUGUCAGCGAUACAACUCAAUUUCACACAGAAAGUGUGGAUAGCAGGAGAUGCAUGGUCCUUAAACGAGAGGCUCCCCAAGGAGGAGGGAAUCCAAAAUAUUGGAACUGUACUUGGAGUGUCUCAACCAGUGGUGACAAUCCCUGGGUUCUCCGAUUUUAUCUACUCUACUAAAUGCCAGACCUCUUCUGAAAACCUACAAAAACCAAGGUUUUGUAAUCAGGUCUUCAACUGCAGUAGCUAUAGUGCAGAGGAAAUCCUUUCUGUCGACCCAUCAUUCUCUUUUCCUGUUUACUCUGCUGUGUAUGCCAUGGCACAUGCCUUGCAUAAUACCUUGCAAUGUGGUGAUGGCCAAUGCAAUGGCAAUUCCACAGUGUACCCACACAUGGUAAGUAUAAAUUUGAAUUUUGCUUCUUGGGGUUCUAACCUUUGGACUUUGGAUUAGUAUCUUUUCAUUUAACUUCAUUUCUUUCAAACAAAAAAUUCCCUACCACAUGACUUUUUUGUACCUACAUCAGGUUCUGGCAGAGCUAAAGAAGUCAAACUUCACACUUUUGAACCAAAGUAUUGAAUUUGAUGAGCAUGGUGAUCCUAAGUAUGGUUCUUACUCUUUUGUAUUCUGGAACCACAGUGGUGAUGCAGAGGAGAUUGGUUUUUAUAAAUUUCACCCCUCCAUCAACUUCUUCAUCAAUGACAGCAAAAUUCAGUGGUUCACAAAUGGAGAAGUGAGUUUUGUUUUUGUUUCUUUUAUUGGAUAUGUGAAGUGAAAAUAAUGGUUGUGUGUCAAGAGUUUGGUGAUAUGGUGAUGAAUAAUACUUUAUGUGCCUUUCCUUUUCACUAAGUAAAACAUUAAAGAAAAUGGCUUUGCCUAAGAGUUAAUAUUUAUCACUCAUUGUUUUAUGGUUUUGUUUACUUACAAAGAAAGAAUCUAAACAAGCCAUUUUACUGAUGUGUAAUUAAUUGUUUUGUGCAGGUGCCUACUUCCCUAUGUUCCAAAGAAUGCUCUGAAGGAUACGUAAAAGAGCAAAAUGGGAUCCACCAAUGUUGCUUCACCUGUAAAAUCUGUGCAAAUGGGACUUAUAUCAACAGCACAGGUUAAGUAUCAAAAAAAUGAGGGGAAAAAAUCCCUCUUAAAACCACUAUGGGGCAAUGUACAGGGCUCAUCAGUGUUUGUUAAAUGGGUGGGGUAGCCCCAUUGAGCAGUGUAGCUGAGGCACCGCCGAUGUACUGCAGUAACACAUUCUUUAAAUCUGUUUGAGAUUAAAAUCCAAGUUUAAGUUGAUUUAAACUAAUACACAUAUAAUUAGCUAAUUACCAGGACAUGGCACUGUUUCAGGCCUGGCUAAGACAACCAUUAUUAUGACAGUGACAAUAUAAAAGAGUUGAAGUGUGACAUUGUUAACGUGAUGUUUCAGAGGACACAUUUUUAAUGUAACCUUAACUAAAUUGUAUUUCUGUCCUUUUUACAUGUAAACCAGAGGAUCCCUAUAAGUGCAUCAGGUGUAAGGAAACAGAGUGGUCUGCAGAAGGAAGUACAUCAUGUAAUCUGCGGUCAGUGGAGUACAUCCCGUUCACAGACAGUGGGGCCAUACUCAUCAUGUUUGGGUCUGUAGCCUUGGAGGGUCUCACAUUGGCCAUGUCUGCUCUCUUUGCCAUCAACUACAACACGCCUGUUGUCAGAUCUGCUGGAGGACUGAUGUGCUUCCUCAUUUUAGGCUGCCUCACUCUGUGCAGUCUUAGUGUUUUCUUUUACUUUGGUAAGCCAUCAUCUACUGAUUGUAUUUUGAGGUCUUUGCCAUUUCUUUUGUUUUACACAGUUUGUCUUGCCUGCUUUGUUGUGCGCUCUUUUCAAAUUGUUAGUAUUUUCAAAAUGGCUGCCAAGUUUCCAAAGCUCUACAGUUGGUGGAUGAAAUAUCACGGACAAUGGCUGAUCAUCACGGUGGCAUUUGUUUCUCAGGCAUUCUUACUCCUUAUUGUCUAUUUAUAUUCUCCCCCCAAACCCUACAAUGAAACAGUCUGGAAUCCAAAAGAAAUCAUACUAAGUUGUGAAUCCAUAUUCCUACCAUUCUCUGGCUCUGCCAUUUUGAUUGUAUUUUUGGGCUCUCUCUGCUUCAUUUUCUCCUACAUGGGCAAAGAUCUCCCCAAAAAUUACAAUGAAGCCAAAGCCAUUACCUUCUGCCUGCUCCUGCUGAUCCUCACCUGGAUCAUCUUUGCCACCAUUCAGGUGCUUUACCGUGGAAAGUACAACCAAAUUCUCAGUGCCCUGGCAGUUCUCUCCAGCCUUUAUUCCUUCCUGUUGUGGUAUUUCUUCCCAAAAUGUUAUAUUAUCAUUUUUCAACCUCAAAAAAACACACAGCAGUACUUCCAAGGUCUCAUUCAGAGUUAUACCAAAACAAUUAGCCAGUAGAAAACUGAGGAAAAGGUGAGUGUUACAGGUGUAAUUUGGUGCAGAUAUGAAGCUGACACAUCCAUUGUUCUCCCAACAUUUCACUGUAAGAAGACAAUAAAACACAAAUAGUGUCUUCUGAACCUCCUCUGUGUCUCUGCUCCCUUACUGAUGCUACACAGCACUACUGGGAUCCAAAAUAUGUGGACAUAAAAACAUUAUAUUGGCUAGCACAACAGUGACACCUAGCGGGCAAAAUAAAUACACACAUCCUGCAUGGUUUCAUGCCUUUUCCUAUAAAACUCGAGCCAGGCAUUGCUAGACCCACCAACCAGCUCAUGUUUUGUCUGACAGCUGAUCUGCUCCAGCAAUCACAGGUAGACUUAAAUUUAAAGUCAUUAUGAGCUAAUUUCUCUGGUUUUAUCUCACAAGAAAAUGGGCCUGCCUGAAAAAAAUCACCUGUCAACCAGUCAGUCAUUAAAAGUGUGUACUCUGUACAUUAAAAUAAAAUAAAAAAACAGGCUGUCUUUUUUAAGCUAGUCAUCUGUCACCUGCCCCCUCACGCUGGUUUUCUGCUCUUAAAAUAACAGUAAAAAUUCAUCAAUAUUGUCAAUGAUGGUCUUGUUUGCUGCUGAAUUUCAUAAAAAGUCAUCAAUAUGAAUUUCAGUCAGUUUCAUAACAUAUAAAACUCCUCAUAGGAGCUUUGAGUAAAACAAAAGUUUUCAGGGCUCUGUACUUUUGCUGUUUGUUUGUUGAAGUUGCCAUUUCGGGUGCCAAGAAGACAACAUAGGCUCAAUGGACUGCAUCAGUGUUACAAAUAACUACAGUGUCUCCCCUUUCUUUUCUGUGUUACUAUAGCUUUAAACUCCAAACAGUAAAAGGUUGAAACAAAUAGCAUUCUGGCUUCACUUAUCUUUAUAAUCAGAUGUUUGCUUGUUAUAAUCUUGACUUCCUCCCUGUUGUCAUGGUUACUCAUUUUCAAUACUGACUGAUAUGGAGCCACAUACAUUGAGAAUGGUGAAUAGAUAGUCCAACUGGAACUUACUCCUUGGAAGUUCAGUUCUCAGCUCUUGACACCCUGUAGCCAACUGGCUAAGAACUAAGAACAUCAAACUAAAUAUAAUUAUAAAACACUAAGAAACAGCUUAAAUAUCAUUUAGAAAUAAUUAGAUAAAUAGAAUAAACAUAACAUGUAAAAUGAGAACUAAAACAUAUAAAUAAGAUGAAAAAAAUACAGAUACAAAUAAGACAUUAGUUGAAAGCCAAAUUAAAAAGGUGGAUCUUGAGCCUAGUUUUAAAAAUAUAAAGAUUCUCUGUUGCCCCUCAGGUCCUCUGGCAGGCUAUUCAACAGACGGGGGCCAUAGUGCUAGAAAGAUGCCUUUCCGUAUGUCCAUGUUCUCGCUUUGGGGACUGUUAAAAGGGCCAGUCCCAGAGGAUCUCAGGGUCCAUGAGGGUUCAUAUUGUAAAAGCAAUUCUGAAAGAUAAGAAGGUCGAAGACCCUUAAGACAUUUAAAAACCAUCAAAAGAACCUUAAAAUUGAUUCUAAAGCACACAGAGAGCCAGUGCAGUGAUUUUAAAAUGGUGUAACGUGUGCCCGCCUUCUGGUCUUCGUCAGCACAAGUUUUGCUGAGUUUUGUUACACUUGUAAACUUGCGAUGUUUCUUUUUGGAAGACCAGAAAGCUGGGCGUUACAAUAGUCUAGAUGACUGGAGAUAAAAGCAUGCAUUAGCGUCUCUGUGUUAGCCUGGGAGAGAAAAAGGCCGACUCUGGCUAUGUUCUUUAAAUGAUAAAAUCAAUUUUUUUCAUGUUUUUGUUAUGUUUUUAAUAUGUGGAAUAAAAGUCAGCUCAGAGUCAACGAUGAUGCCCAGACUUUUUACCUGAUUUGAUGGAAUUAAAGACAGGGUUUUCAGUUUUGAUAAAAGUUUUUCUCCCUGAGCCUUAGGAUCGAUAAUUAAAACCUCAGUUUUGUCCUGGUUGAGCUGUAGGAAGUUUUCUGCCAUCCAGGAUUCAAUGUCUAGGAUACAGCUAAAAAGGGCAUCAAUUGGCUCUGUGUCAUCAGGAGACAUGGAUAUGUACAGCUGUGUGUCAUCAGCAUAGCUGUGAAAAGUGAUACCAUGGCGUCUGAUGAUAUCUCCCAGUGGAAGCAUAUAUAAAUUGAAUAGUACGGGACCUAAGAUUGACCCUUGGGGCACACCACAUUUAAUGCUAUGAAUUCCUGAAGAGCAUGUGUCCAAACUUACAAGAAAUUUACGAUCUAUGAGAUAGGAGUUAAAUUUUUAAAAGGCAGUAGCAGAGAGGCCUACAAGGUGCCUUAGUCUAUUUUAAAUAAUUGUGUGAUCUACUUCCCAAGUUGCACCUAAGAGGUCAAUAACAAUUUUCAGUAGUGCAGUCUCUGUACUGUGGUUUGUCCAGAUUGAAGUUUUUCUAGGAUGGAAAGGUUAUCUAAAAAAAACAAUCAACUGAAUAAAAACAAGUUUAAAAAAAAAAUGCUUAAAAAUGGUAAGUUGGACACUGCUCUGUAGUUAUUGAGAACAUUAGGGUCCAAACUGUUCUCCUUCAGAAGUGGUCUCACUUCUUCCGUUUUAAGGGCAGCAGGGAAAGAGCCUUCUACUUUAUUAGAAGCAGUGUUUUGAAUAGAUAAAAUAGAGGAACGUAUAGAAUCAAUUUUACCCCUGAAGUGGUCUGUAAAACCUUCCCAAAGUGUCUGAAGGAGUGAUCUGAUAUCUAUUAAAACCCAGGUUGAUUAAAAGAUCAAUAGUACUAAAGAGGAUUUUAGGGUUGUUUUUAUGAUCAGUGAUUAUAUUAGUGAAAUAGGUGGAUCUUGCCUGCCUGCGAGCAUAAUUGUAACUUUUCAGUUGCCCACAGUAUAUUUGAUGAUUAACUGUAAUUUUAUUUUUCCUCCAUCCCGGUUCAGCUACCCUGCAAUUUCUUUUUAGUUUUUUGAUUUCUUCAUUUCUCCACAGAGAUGUGCGCUUAGGCAGUACCUUUUUUGUUGUCAGUGGAGCUAUGAGGUCGAGUGUUGUUUCGAGUUUGUUGAUAAAAUUUUGAUCAAUAAAAUCUCAGGAGGCAGGUAAAGUAGCUGAGUGAUGCUUGCUCAAGAUUUCAAUAAAGUUUGCAGCCACUUCUGAGGUAAAAUAACGUUUCCUGACAGUUGACAUCGAGGUCUACCGCUGAAUAAAGCUGGUAUUAAAAAAUUAUUAAAAAACACACAAUAAUGGUCCGACACAGCCAGGUCAACAACAGAGGACACACUGGCUGACAGGCCAUAGCUGAGGACUAGAUCCAAAGUGUGUCCUCUGUUGAUUCGGCUGUGUGACAUGUUGUUUAAAAUCCGAGCAACUCAGUAGAUUUAAAAACUCUUUUGCCAUGUAAUCAGAUGGAUUGUCUAUGUGUAAAUUAAAAUCACCAGAUAUAAUAAUACAAUUGUAAGUGGCAUGAAUUAUUGCUAAAAACAGAGUGAACAUGAGUUAUGUAACGGUAGGCCUGAUAGAGAUACAACAGACAAACAUAAUGGGAAAUGCGUGUUGUUUGAAAUUGUUGUUCACAAAUCCUACCACACGAUGGCACUACCUACGAGGUGCGACGACACGCCUGAAUUAUUUUACUUAUGUCAGUAGGCCUGUUUCACCAAAAUGAGAGUCGUGUGAUGUGUAAGCCGUUUUGAUGCCCGCUCUUCAUGCUAGAGCCUGUUAACUUUAUAACUCUAUAACUGCUAACUCUCUUUGACAUAAGAAAGGAAUGAGGAGCUCACUGCUGGUGAAUCAUUACAGCACCACUGGAACAAAAGACGUGAUAAAAAAUAAAGAUUUACACAGUUUUAAUCAUCACUACGGACUAUGUAGCGUAAGAUGGAGACAAGUUGUAUAUCUUCUUUAGCAUGCGCAUUUACUUCUGUCAAGAGCCCACCACCAACACCAAAUAAGUGAUGCAUCAGGAGCGCUGAUCCGAGAGAACACCGGCGGUAGACCUCCUCUGUCUGCAUUUGAAAGUCAGUUUCACGCCGUGACGCUCAGUGAGGCUGGGGUGACACACAAAGUAAAAACGGAAAGAGCCUUACCGCAGGGGGUAUGUGACCAUUCCAGAGGGUAAAUUGCCAUUUUGUUAAAGCUAUUCAGUUUCCUGGCAGUGAGAAGGGGAGGAUGGACCGUGAAACUAGGAACGAAUUGGUAAAUAGUGCCACUUAGCAUGGCAUAUGGCACGUUUGGUGGGGCGAAUACUGAUACCAACAAAUUGACAAUUUCAUACCAAUUUCAGACUUACAUUUGCCACACACGUUGUCCCUCAGAAUUUUUGAAUUUGCCUAUAUCCACUUGUCUAAAUUUCACGGUUUAUUUUGUAAGCAUAAUUGUUUACCGAAAAUGAUCAUAAUAACCAACUAAAGUAAUAUGUUGAUAAAUUCUUUAAAAUGUGAGUUUGUCGAGCUUGAAAUGACACGGUUUUGAAAUUAACCAACCACUUAAGAAAACCGACGGCGACGCUAGCGCAACCUUUUUUAUGGAAUGUGAAACGUCUUAGAUUUAUCAUAAAAGAAAUUGUAACUUCAGUCAAUAGGCAGCGUUUCUGCUGAGGGGUCACAUAUUUCUGUUUAAUAAAAUAUGGAGCGAGGAAAAUCGGAGGAACGCCCCGUGUCUUUCACUUGUACCUUUCAAUUUUCCACUCCGGUCAGAUAAAGAGAAAACCCUGGGAAAAAAACUUGGCCAGCAACUGGUCCUUCUUUUUACUGCCAACACAGAAACAAAACGACCAUAAGUGAGGACCGUUUGUGUGUGGUGGCCAUAUGGGAUUUGCCUUAAAAGUGUCUGCUUUAGAAAUGUCUCUCGCUUGAGGAGAUGCUGCUGUUGACAGCUCAGCUAUUCUCCUUAACUUUAAUGAGCCGUUUUUUUUUCCAGGCUUCAGUCUAUAAUCAUCACCUCUUAUGUUUGGAAUAUGACACAGUGAACUGAAACAACACAACACCCUUGUCCCCCUUUUUAAGAAAGGGGAAAUGAUUUACGCACAGCGUUAAUGGCUAAAUGAUUUCAUGUUGAAGUUGCAUCCAUCUCAAACUGAAGCCCCUGUCAGCAAUGACAACAAGUUUCAGUUAAUAUUUAGACAUUAGCUUUUGUUCUAGACUAUUAUUUGGUGCGCAAAGCCUGGCAGUGUGUGUAAGAGGUGGGUUCCAUCAAUAAGAGUGCACUUUCCCUCAUAGCCAUAAACUUAUCAAACCGAAACAACCGGGUGUGAGGAGGACUGUGGUUAGACAAGACCCGGUUGUCAGUGCAGAGGGAAAAUUUCACUUAAAAAAGCGCAACUCUCAAACCAAACCUUUCAUUUGGGUUUGGUUAAAUGUGUGAUGGGCUAACUGUUGUUUUACGCGCGGGUAAAUACUGUGCUCCAGAGGGUGCUCAGUUAUUCUUAUUCAAAUCCUGCUCAAGUGGUUCAGAGUAAAUGGCAGAUGUUUUGUAAUUCAAGGCGCAUCAAUACCCAUGCGCUUUAGUCUUUAACAAUGGCGCUCCUCUUUUGUUUGCCUCUUCUGUCUCUCCGUUCGGACCCUGACAAAGGCUUCAUCCUCCAUCGAGUUAUAAAGUUACUUUCCAGCCAGUUCAUUCGGCUCUUGAGAAAACCCUAAGCGAUGUUAAUGUGCACCUCUGGUCUUUUCAUGCUGCAACCCCGGCACACACAGGCAAACCACGGCCUUUGUGUCUCCAAACUGAAGUGAGAAGUCUUUAAAUAACCCGAUGACCAGUCUAUAGAAAUUCAUGAUGCUUUUUCUAUUUGAUCUAUUUGAUCAGCAUUUCGACAACAGGACUGUCGCGUGGCUUUUUAAACACCCUGUCUAUAUUUCCAAAAAGUUUCCACUGCACCUGUUCAUGUACCUGCUCUCUUUACUGUGACCGUGUUACCCACAAAGAGCUUUUAGUCACACCAGCACUGCCUUCGGUCUAUCUGAAUGGAAGGCGGUACAUCGAUUUGCUCCGCUCAUGUGUCCACCAAAUUAUGAGCCUGUGUGCGCAUCUUUUCAACUACCAACUGAUUCAAGCGUCAAACUUUAAAGGGAUCUCAAAAUAUAGAAAGGAAAGCCACCAAACAUUAGUCAUUUAAAACUGUGUUUUGCAAAACCUAGAAUUAAAACACCUGUAAUAAUUAAAUAUUUUCCAUGUGUAGUCAUAUUACUUUACUUGAAUGUAGCCAAACGCAGAUGCCUUGAACUAAGCUUUUCUCUAAUAUCCCUCAGGGUGCAGCUUAGGUUGUUUUCUGUUGAAGGAGUUCAAAACUAGACAGCGGAUCCGCUUUUAUUGUACUGUUUGGGUGCACGCCUAAACUUUGGCCCACAAAUGUUUCAGUUUCCUUUUAAGAAGAAAUAGUUUAUUGCAGUAAUUACAUAAUUGCUUCACUAAUUGUUGUUAACAAGUUCCCCAAUAGUCCAAUUAUUACAGCAGCAUUGUUAGGUCCCCCACGGCAAGCAUCCAUGACAAAGGUCCAAUAAGGUUAAUGAAUGACUAAAGGCUGAAAAAGUGAAAGUAGAGCGAGAGGCCGUGCCCUUUCAUAAACAUACACUUAACUUGUCGUUUAAUGGCACUUUCUUUCUUAUAACCAACGAGGACACAAGUUUCUCGGUGUGCUAUUCUGAUGGAUGGAUGAGGACACCACUUUGAAGAGAAUUGAAGUGGAAUUGGAGGGAAACAGUUUUAAAGUGCAUCACUUUAAAUCCGACAGUCAACCCUUAUUAUAGGCUUCGGCAACACCGUCACCUUUGAAAUGUUAGUAAAUGUGAUUGGAAUACUUAGACUUUGAAUUAAUGUGACUACAGCAAGAGCACGGGAAUAUAUACUUUGAAUCCUUCUGCUCUAAUAACCGCAGGACUAUGUUGACCUCUUCCUAAGUAAAGGAGAACAGUGUCAAUAUUAACGAAGUUGUUAUUGAUUCAGACAUGUCACACUAUCCAUCAUUCGUGCGAAGAAAUAUUCUUUAAAAUAGAACUUCCCAUCAAUUAAUCUCUUCUCACAGUUAAUCUCUUUUCAUAUACCACCAUCUUCUUUUAUUUUGAAAGUCUCUGUUCCCUAAAGUGACCCCACAGGGAGAGAACACUAAUUGAAAUUAUACCGAAUAAUCAGCGGUGAAAUUUUACUCAGUGCCACAGAAUAACAAGACAGGCAACUGUUGUGAUGCCGACUCCAUGCUGAAAUCGGCGCUCCACGGUCCCGUGUUAAAAGCAAGCGUGAAAAUGCGGAUAAUGUGACGUCCAGAGCAGACAAAGCCACCAGAAAACUCACUUACACCAGCACAACUCGACCAAAUUUCAUACCAAUUAAAUCCCUCAGUAUAACACAACAUUUAUGUCCUGCACGCUUCCGGUACAUUUUACGCCUCUCACACAGCGCAUGUGUUUAUUGUCUGAUUGCACUAUAAGCUCUGACUUGAAAAUUGAUGUUUUUUCUUUUUCUUUUCUUUUCUUUUAUUCUAUUUUUUUGCGAGACCAACUCAGCGUCACCAAUCAACAACCGCACUGAUUAAAAUUGUAUGAUUUUGUUUAUUUAUUUCAGCAUAGACCUGCACUUGAAACUACAGUGAAAAAUUUACCUCGUUGCUUACUGAUGGCAAUCACCAAGAUAUAAUUUGAACACUGUUAAGAGAGCUACUGGUCAUGGUGACUGUGCAGAGUCUGGUGUAUCUCUGUACACAGGGAGCUAGGACAGAGUAAACCAGACCUUUUCUUUUCUCUCUUUAGGAGUAAGGGGAAUCUUUUGAUGCCCACACGUCCGUGGUCACAAAGCAGACCAGAAGAAUAGAUCAAUGGCUCGUUACUAUAAACUGACCUCUUUUCAUACGCCCUCCUCCAGACUGAAUAUAAAUGCCUCUUUACUCCAGCCUUCAUCCUUUUUAUCACACGCAUUGUGCUCUGAAUAAGUCCGGAGGACUUGGAGAGUAUAGAGAGCUUUUAAAGGCUUUGCUCAGUAGAGUCGCGUGGCUUUCAAACGCACAAUGUUCACCAACUUUUUCUCGUCCUGAAAAUACAAAAGCAACAAAUAAAAAUAUUUCAAAUCUUUGAAUUCAAGUGGACAAAAUAACUCCAUUUCAUCUACCUUGUGACCACAGAGCACAGCAUGCCGUAAGGUGGGGACUAUUGAUUCACUCUCAUAGCAGCCUAUGUAUCGUCACAUGGCACACAAGAUAGUCCUAUAGUCAAGAUAUUGUUUCAGCUGGUGGGACUUUCCCAAGCCUUCACUCCUUUCAGGAGGCAGUGUGGAAAAUCGGGAGGCGAGGGACCGAGGACAAGGGGCGGCCCGCGAUUUUCCUCGGUGCCUCAUCGCGCCUGGUAUGAAGACAAAAACUGACAACAUACAACAAUCAAAGAAUCUUGAAGAGUUAAAAAUGUUUAAAAUCACUUCUGCUUUUCCUGCUUAUAUUUUGCGACAUCGAUAUCCCUUUGAAAUGUCAAACGUGUGGUUUUUAAUAAUAAUGAAAAAAAAAAACACAGGUUAGAUCAAACAGAACUAUCAGGUGCAACACUUUGACAAGUGACCACCAGAAAAUCAAAAUGUUGUGGGGACACGCAGGGAAUUUCCACGGUGCUGCCUUCGACCUGCUGGCGUGAAACUCACAUAUAAAAGAUUGAAUACAGGAGUCAAUGGUGUCCACACCAUGCUCACCAAGUAGAACCACGGUGAUUACAGAUUAUGUUUAUGACUUUUACACUCCUCGAAAGUUUGUUUUGCCUCUCGCGAUGUUGUUGUGGAUUUUAGAUAGAUAGAUAGAUAGAUAGAUAGAUAGAUAGAUAGAUAGAUAGAUAGAUAGAUAGAUAGAUAGAUAGAUAGAUAGAUAGAUAGAUAGAUAGAUAGAUAGAUAGAUAGUUUGUUUGGUUGGUUGGUUGGUUGGCUGGCGCUGGCUGUCAGAUGAGGCAGUGUUGCUCAUUUGGGCGCAGAAGACAGGCGGGACUGUCUGCAUUGACAUGUUAAGUAGGAGUCUCUAUAUAAACCCACUCAAAGACACUCCUUCAGUCGUUUCUUAUGGAGGGAGAGAGAUUAACUUCAAGAAUAACGGAAGAAAAAAGUAAAAUGGUGGCGACAACAGACUGCGCGGAGAAGUCCAAAACCAUUGCUGGAAACAAGGUGUGUGGAUGAUUUUUUUGGACCUUGUCUGAAUAAUCAAGCAGUGAUUUCUGCAGGAUCACCCGGGUGUAAUGUAUUAAAUCUAGAUUUUUUUUCCCUCUCAACAGGUGUCCAAACCUCUGAUGGAAAAGAAACGGAGAGCACGCAUCAACAAGUGUUUGGAUCAGUUAAAAUGUCUCAUGGAGAACUACUACAGCAGCAGUGUAAGAACGGUGUAAUAGAAGUUAUUGUCGUUUUUGGAGUGACUUCCUCAGUCAAAUAUCAGCUGUAAAUUGGCCAGAUAAUUAAAAACAUAUCUUCUUCUGCAGAUUCGAAAGCGCAAACUGGAAAAGGCUGAUAUCUUGGAACUCACAGUGAAACAUCUCAGAAACCUGCAAAAGAUCCAGAACUGUAAGUUUGUACCUCACUAUACACAGCUGUGGAUCAGUUGUGGCAUCUUUACAUGCUUUGUUGAGUUUAACUGAUUUUAUGGAGACUUGAGGCUCACGUUAACUCACAGCUUCAGUGUGAAUCCGACGUUAAUGUGUCUCUGUUCUUCUUUUAGGCACUGCUCCUUCUGCCUCUGACUUUUCUGAUUACCAAAUGGGCUUCCGUAGUUGCAUGGCAAACGUCAACCAAUAUCUGAUGAUGGCGGACAACUUGAAUGGCAACGACAACUUGAUGUUAUCUCAGCUCCCAAGUCGCCUCUGCCGCUCCCGUCCACGGGAGGAAGUCUUCAGCACCAUGGACAGCGACCAGGGCCAGGCCGAGGCACGAGAUGAGGCGUCAAGGUUUCUUUCAUCUGCAACGAAACCUGAGGAGAGAAAGACAUUCACGUGGAAGGCUCUGAAAACCCACAGUACGAGUGUGUCUCCACUUUUACCCAGAAAAGACUCCCAGCAGCUUCAAGCAACCAAACAGGCUAACAGUGUACAGGCUCCCAAACCAAACCUCCAUGAAAACAGCUCCGGUAACAAGACGUGCCAUUCAACAAGUCACACAAAUGAAACUGCGAACACUCAGGGAAACGUGUGGAGGCCUUGGUAG
This is a messenger RNA of Xyrichtys novacula (pearly razorfish), 19278 nucleotides long. The record is from the annotation of a GenBank genome assembly. NCBI's taxonomy places the organism in Eukaryota, Metazoa, Chordata, Actinopteri, Labriformes, Labridae.